UGAGUUCCGUGUGGAUUGGUGUGAGUUUUUUUUUGUUUUUUUUUGUUUUACGGGGCUCCUGCGCUGGCCACCUAUUCCCCACUGUAUCUGGCUCCUAGCUCCGUUUUGGUGUCAUUGGAAGGAAGUUUGUGUGCUUUUGCUGUGUUUUUAGUUCGUGUAAUAAAACCAUUUUAAGUGGUAUUGCAUCUCGAGCCUGCCUGGGCGUAUAUCGAACCUGGGUGCCUUAUCAUAUUAGAGGAGAAUUAGUUAUUUCCUUUGGUGAAAUUCCCAGGGUGGCGUAGCCUAGCAUGUUACCUCUCCUUUUUGGGGCAGUGAAAAGGAUGAUUGGUAUUUAACGAGUCUUUACGAGCCGUAAAAACAGAGUAAUAUCAUUAUUAUCUAUCAGAUUAUUGCUUACAUUAUAUGAUUACUUACAUUACAUGAUAUGUGCUUCCAGCAAAGUGUGGGACUCUUCAGUACAGCCUUAGCCGAAGCUCUAAUUCGACACAAAAGGUCCUGGAUCAUUGCUUAUUUUCAAAUCGAGGAGGAACAUCCUGGUCCGUACCCAAUAGAGCUUGGCGCUGUUGCAGAAGUAGAUGCUUAUCAUGUCCUCAAAGUCUACGGGAAGGGAGUUGAUGAAGAACCCCGACAUGUUUUUGAUAUAGACAGAAAGACUGGAAUUGUGAAUGUAUAUAAAAAAAUUGAUUAUGAAACACAUAAAAAAUUCUUGCUCAUCUUCGAAAUCAACAACAAAACCAGUCAUGUCGAGACCAGGCUGGCAAUUGACAUAGUAGUAAAAAACAUAAACGACAACAGUCCACAAUUUCCGGAGAACACAUUUACAAUCACAGUAAACGAAUCCACUCACCAAGGAACAUACUUAACUACUGUAACAGCCACAGACAGAGAUGAACCUGGCAUUUUCCUAGAGAAUUACAGAAUCGCCUCGCAGGUGCCGAAGUCACAGGACAUGGAGUUCCUGAUCGGGAGCCAUGGUCAGAUAUCCUUCAGGGGAUGUCUUAACUACCAGGAAGUUGAAAAGUACACCAUCGUGGUUGAGGCCGAGGACCAUGGAAAGCCAAGUCUGACGGGCACAUGUACAGUGACCAUCCAAAUCGAGGACCAGAACAAUCACCUUCCAUUCAUUACAGGUUAUACAGGUAUAGGAAGGGUGAAAGAGAAUGUAAUCAACUCAGCCCCAUUCCGAAUUCAUGUGAAAGACAAGGACAAAAGGAACUCUGCUGCGUGGAGGGCUAAAUACAGCGUACACGGAGAUGAUGGAGAACACUUCAGGAUUGAGACUGACCCAGAAACCAAUGAUGGAAUCCUCUCUGUCAUUAAGCCUUUGGACUUUGAGAAGGGCAUGCAAAGAAAACUGUCCAUCAGCGUUAUGAAUGAGGCUCUGUACUUCACGUGUACCUCAGAAGAACGUGACAGGAUUGAAUCCCAGCCUAAGAAUGUCACUAUAAUUGUGGAAGAUGUCAAUGACCCACCAGAGUUUCUGGGGGCUUUGAAGGAAGUGUUUGUGGAGGAAAACAUAGCGACUGGAUACCUGCUUGAAAGAUUUACCGCAGUGGACCGGGAUGUAAUGUUUUCAAAUAAAUUUGUGUAUAAAAUCGGUAAAGAUCCUGCUUGUUGGGUGACAGUGGACCCCAAAACUUGUGAAAUUCGCACAGCAAAAAUAAUGGACCGAGAGUCACGCUUUGUGGUCAAUGGAACCUACACCGUAAUUGUACACGCUGUUGAUGAAGGGAAUCCCCGGAUGACUGGAACAGCCACACUCAAAAUCCACCUCAAAGACCAGAACGACAAUGUUCCCCAGCUGUCUGAAAAUAUGAUGCAACUAUGCCUGUCUGAUGAAGCCAAUGUGGUCAACAUCACAGCCUACGACCUGGAUGGAGACCCAUAUUCUGGCCCCUUCCACUUUGAACUCCUGGGAGACGUCAAGGGCCGGUGGAGGCUUGACCCCAGUUUUGGGACAUCUGUGAAGCUGGUGAAAGAGAGCCUGGUCUGUACCGGGAAGCACAGGCUAUUCCUGCGGAUCUCCGACCAGCAGGGGCUGCCCUCCCUACAGAAUCUCUCAGUGACUGUGUGUCACUGCAUCGCCCCAAAUACAUGCCAUAGAGUAAUGUCUGCUGCCACCAGGGCCGGACUUUUUGGGGUCAUAUUUGCUGCCAUUUUUCUGCUACUAGCAUCUCUACUACUUAUUUUGUUGAUAACCCGUGGGAAACAAAAAGCAAAGGAAGUUCUUGAUUCUGAAUUCGACCUGCUUCCAUCCAGAACUGAGGAACUAGGCGAUGAUUGUGAGGUUCCGAACUCCAUUGCCAGAAAACCUAUUAGGAGACAGGUUAAACCUCCUCGAAAAGUGAAUUACAAGCCAAAUAAAUAUUUGAAAGGGAAUCCAGAACAAAAUGUUGCCAUUUUCAGAAUACAAAAAACACUGGGUAUUUCUAUUUCUAAGAAAAUCUGUUCCAUCCAGGACUCCAAGAAUGAGCUCAGUGAUUAUGACCCCCACGUUUAUGCCGACGAGGGGUCUCGUCCGCCAACUCCAGAUCUGGACUCCCUCUCAAUUUCUGAACCCGAGUUUGACCCAGAGCAGCUCUUGGACCUGGGGCCAUGUUUCAACAGCCUAGCUGCCAUUUCCUGGCCUGAGCUAGUAACACAUAAUAUCAGUGUGGCCACCUAUGUGAGCAAUGUCAGCAGUGGACAGAUUUGAGUAAGGGAGCUGUACCCUGUAAUUAUCUCAUGGGCUUGGGAGCAGCAUCUUGACUGAAUCUGUUAUGAAGAUAAUUGAGUUUCGUUGCUGUUGUUGGUGGAUCUCUUUGUUUUCCCUCUAGUCCCCUAUAUGCUGCAUCAGAAAAAAAGGCUAUACUUUAUAACCCACAGCGGGCUUAACGUAGAGUGAAUAAUGUAGAGUGAUCACUUAUGCUGGUAGAUAAAUGAUAAGUUGUAGAGUUGAUGUUAAUAAGAAGCGACAUUUAGAGGCUGGUCUCCUCACUACUCUGUGCUGUUCAGAUCUCUGCUGACAAAGGUUUUGCUAGUUUCAGGAACUCACUAUGGUUGAGAUGAACUCUUAAUGUAUUUUCUGCAGUUAAUCUACUCUUCAAAGCUAGAAAAUAGUGUGGAAAACGUCCAGCUGAGACAAGCAUCUAUUUUUAUUCAGUAUGCAAAUAUCAACAGUCAUGUUCCAUGGAAGCCCAUUGGCUUCCUGCCACCUCACUGGAAACAAGGGAGAAGAUGCAGUAUUGUGAUAAAUCCCCCAUUCUGCAGUGUGGCUGUAAUGGUUUGUGGGAUAACAAGGUCAAGUCAAGUGGGCUUUACUGUCAUACUACCCAUAUACAGGUGGCAUAGAGAGUGACACAAGAUAAUGUUCCCCAGGAUCACAGUGUGACACAUAGAUAGAUAAACUAACAGAAAUGAAUUAAGCAUGUAGGAAGUACAAAAAUGAUUCAGAGAAUGUUAUUAAAUAAAUUUCAGUUUUCUUCAUUUAUCAAUUGUUGUUUCACCAGAGUGCACUAAAAUGUACAACUGCUACAGGUAUGUAUUUUUUUGCCACAAUUUUUAAAUCUUACACAAGCAAGUUAAAUCAAGUCAUGAUUUUCCUGCACUGAUGAUAAAAAUUGUUCACCUUACCUGGGAAAGUCUGUUAAGUCUGUAAAACUGUUGAGCCACUGACCUCGGACUUGCUAAAGAAAUCCGGUUAGAUUUCAGCAGAGAUAUAAUUGAAGUAGGUGUGUCUAACUGCUAUCCACAUACGCAUUCACCCAUAGCUCAAAAGUAGUUGUUGUUUGCCUCAUAUGAGCAGUUUACCGU
Molecule: messenger RNA, 3792 nt
Organism: Paramormyrops kingsleyae
Lineage: Eukaryota; Metazoa; Chordata; Actinopteri; Osteoglossiformes; Mormyridae
Product: cadherin-like protein 26
Biological process (GO): adherens junction organization; homophilic cell-cell adhesion; calcium-dependent cell-cell adhesion
Cellular component (GO): catenin complex; adherens junction; plasma membrane
Molecular function (GO): beta-catenin binding; cadherin binding; calcium ion binding
Source: RefSeq, a predicted model, not a curated record